CUUUAAACUUUUGAGACGCUCCCCACGUGCACCCUGCAACAAACAGGUGCGAGGCCCGUCUCAGGUAGCAGGCUUCCGGGCUACUCCAAGUUUACCUAUGUGAUCUACAUGACACGAUACUUUCGUGCGGGGAGCUUCGUGUCACGUGACACACCUAAAGACCCAGGUGGAUUAUGCCUGUCCGCGGAGGAACGCCGGAGAAGUAGAUUAGUCUGAUAGUGGUGUACCGUUGUACGGGAGACAGCCUACAUUCAGCGUUAACAUAAUUACCGUUACUUCAUGUUGUCAGGGAGGUCAACGGUGUCAGUUGUGCCCGGUGUGUGAAUCGUCGACUUUACUCUUCUGUACCCCACAAACCGGCGUUCGACAUCAACUAACAAUAUGUCGGCUGUUGCCAUGGUAAUGAGAACAAAUGUACAUAACAAGUCUAUUCAAAAGGAGUUCCUCAGCAAGUUAACGGAAUAUAUGGCCAAACUCUUCGGCAUUGAGACCAAGAAUGUGACCAUGGAGCUCCACCUGGAGGCACUGAUGAUGAGAGCAGGAUCCACUGCACCCAUGAUGAACAUUGACCUCCACCAUAACAGUAACCGGGCCAACCAGGAAAACAAACCACAGCUCGCAUCAGACAUCGCCACGUUCAUAUCAGCUCAGAUCAGGAUACCUGAGGAUAGGAUACUGGUGCUGUUCUUUGAUACACGGAAAUGCACAUGAGAAUACAGCACUCGUAUCAAUACAUCCAUGAAUCCCUCUUCCAAUGGUGGUGUUAUGUACUGAAUCUACAUAGUGCCUGCCUUAAUAAUUAUGAAACUUGCCAAAAAGUGACAUAUCCCAUUGAACCCAAUCUUGUUUUUGUUGUAUCCAGUCACAGAUUUUAUGUAUUCUUAAGAUUGUAGAUUCAUUUAGCUGAACCUGAAUGUUAAUAUAUUUUAUAACAUUGUCCUGAAACUUCAGUAACCUUGGAAUGGCUACAUUCUGUGUAAUGAAAUAAAAUAAAUUCUUAUUUCAACAUUUAAUGAAAACACAACAGUUGAUGUUGAAUCUUAGCUCAUAAAUCUGAAUUUCUGAUUCCAAUGUUUUAUAUAUUAAAAGUUGAGGUUGUAAACAAAAAUCUCAAUCUUAUGUUUGUUGUGCUAAGCCACCUUUAGUCAGCAAAGUUUCAGUUACCUGUUGCAGACUACUCAAAAUAAGUCAAAAACACCCACAAUCUUGGAAGAGUGUUGAACACUGAGAAAUAACUACAAUUGUAUGAAAAUAUGGGCGUUCUUGAACAUAUUUGAGCAAUAUAUUUCUGACUAUCUCAUGUCUAGGUCAUUCUUCAAGAGCUGAGAUUGCUUUGUAAAUAAGGCCCCAUUGCCUACAAGAAAGAGUACCAGCAACAUCACAGCCAAUAGCUGGUCCUCAAGAGCUACCUUAUUUGUCACAACUCACAUCACAACCUUAAACAGCUAAGAAGAAAGGACCAAUGAGAACCCCCCUGUUUUGCACUUACUUUUAGCGGGCAAAGUAAUAAACAAAGUUUACUAAAAAAAAAAGGUCUGGCCUUAAAAGUGAGGGAUGUCCCCAAACACUAACAGUGCUGAUUUACCACACAGACUCUGUUAAGGGGCUCACUCAGGAACAUCACCUCAGGAACCAAUAAAAAACAACACAUAACCUCAGGCAGACCUUCACAGAAGACAAACAAAUCAUAUUCUGUACAAAGUUUAAUUACAAUUCAUAAAAUGUAUGAACACAUUGAGUAGUAUGGGUGUUUCAAAAGCAACGAACAAAUGUCAUUACUUGAACAGAUGACAGUACAGGGAACCCUCACAUGUGAGGGUCCGACAUCUCACACAGCUAAGAGUAUUACUAGGGCAUUACCCCUGCCAAUAUCAGCACAGAGGCUCA
This is a messenger RNA of Haliotis rubra (blacklip abalone), 1887 nucleotides long. RefSeq lists its product as uncharacterized. Gene Ontology annotation, molecular function: phenylpyruvate tautomerase activity. NCBI's taxonomy places the organism in Eukaryota, Metazoa, Mollusca, Gastropoda, Lepetellida, Haliotidae. The transcript has 4 exons. The coding region runs from base 382 to 711 and encodes 109 amino acids. The record is from RefSeq and is a predicted model, not a curated record.